AUGGCUGAUAGUGAUCAUGAGGCAGUUGGGAGGGCGUUUAUGUGGAACCAGUGGAUGCCGAUUAAGGUAAAUUUUUUGGUAUGGAGGCUGAAUUUAGAUUCACUUCCCACAAGAGUGUCUCUUGGGAAAAGGGGUGUUAAUGUACUGUCGUUGAGUUGUGAGCUAUGUCAAGAUGAGGAGGAUUCAACAGACCAUGUUUUCGCAUCUUGUCGGUUUUCACAAAGGGUUUGGGAAGGGAUAGCAAGGUGGUGUAAACUGUCACCAUUAUUCUUCUAUGGCGUGGAGGAUCUGGUACACUACCAUGAGCAAACACGUGGGUCAAAAGUAUGGAAACAGCUGAUAUAUUCCAUCUUUCAGGCGACAAUUUGGUGCAUCUGGGCGAGUCGUAAUAAUGCGGUGUUCGAUCGGAAGAGGAGUUCGCCGGAUAGACUGGUGGAGGAGGUAAAAGUGUUGAGCUUCUUAUGGGUAAAACAUCGGUCAAAAGCGACGGCUUUAGGGAAAAUUGGUGCACGUUUGAUGUAA
This is a messenger RNA of Helianthus annuus (common sunflower), 522 nucleotides long. RefSeq lists its product as uncharacterized. The transcript has a single exon. Bases 1 to 522 code for a protein of 173 amino acids. The record is from RefSeq and is a predicted model, not a curated record. Lineage: Eukaryota; Viridiplantae; Streptophyta; Magnoliopsida; Asterales; Asteraceae.